This is a messenger RNA of Fonsecaea nubica, 1161 nucleotides long. RefSeq lists its product as hypothetical. NCBI's taxonomy places the organism in Eukaryota, Fungi, Ascomycota, Eurotiomycetes, Chaetothyriales, Herpotrichiellaceae. The record is from RefSeq and is a predicted model, not a curated record. The transcript has 5 exons. The coding region runs from base 1 to 1161 and encodes 386 amino acids.
AUGACGGACAUCAAUGACCUGUUUGCUCCCGCUCCCGAACCGCCCACCGAGCUGGGUCGGUAUCGAGUUCUAUCUUCCACCGCCGGCGUGAGAGUGUCUCCCUUGUGUUUGGGUGCCAUGUCCCUUGGGGAUGCCUGGACCAAGGGCAUGGGCAGCAUGAACAAAGAACAAUCCUUCAAACUCCUCGACACCUUUUUCGAGGCCGGUGGGAACUUUAUCGACACUGCUAACAACUAUCAAAACGAACAAUCCGAAAAGUGGCUUGGUGAAUGGAUGGCGGAAAAGAAGAACCGGGAUCUCAUGGUGAUUGCUACCAAGUACACCACACCCUACCGAAGCUGGGAGCUCGGCAAGGGCAAGACGGUCAACUACUCCGGGAACCACAAGAAGAGUCUGCACCUCUCGGUCCGGGAUUCUCUUGCGAAGCUCCAGACCGAUUACAUUGACAUUUUGUACCUUCAUUGGUGGGAUUGGACCACGUCCAUCGAAGAAGUCAUGGACAGCCUCCACGCCCUCGUGCAGUCGGGCAAAGUCCUCUACCUGGGCGUCUCGGACACACCGGCGUGGGUCGUCGCGGCGGCCAAUACGUACGCGCGCGCCCAAGGGAAGACACCGUUUAGCGUGUACCAGGGCCGGUGGAACGUGAUGGAGCGCGACUUUGAGCGCGAGAUCAUCCCCAUGGCGCGGCACUUUGGGAUGGCACUGGCCCCCUUUGACGUGCUGGGCGGGGGCAAGUUCCAGAGCAAGAAACAGCUCGAGGAGCGCCAGAAGCAGGGCGAGGGCCUCCGCACCAUCUUCGGCGCCGUCGGGCAGACGCCGCAGCAGGAGAAGAUCUCGGCCGCGCUCGACAAGGUCGCCCAGGAGCACGGCGUCGAGUCGCUCGCCGCCAUCGCCCUCGCCUACGUCAUGCAGAAGACGGUCAACGUCUUCCCCAUCGUCGGCGGCCGCAAGGUCGAGCACCUCCAGGCAAACAUCCAGGCCCUCUCCAUCAAGUUGACCGACGAGCAGAUCCGCUUCCUCGAGAGCCAGACCACCUUCGAUCCGGGCUUCCCCACAAACUUUCUGGGAGAGUCGCCCAGGGCCUCGGGGAAGACGCCCUGGACUCUAGCCGCGAGCGCCUCGCUGGCCUGGAACACUCCCGAGAAGCCUGCGGGGCCUUAG